AUGUCCGAACCGGAACACUGUCCUGGCGUCGAGUCGGAGUCGGCGGGAAAGAGCUCCGCCUGCGAGGGCUGCCCCAACCAGGGCGCCUGCUCCUCUGGCUCCCUUCGAGCUGGCGGCGAAGACCUGGACCUCUACGAGAUCGCUCGAAAGCUCUCCACCGUGAAGCACAUCCUCAUUGUGAUGUCGGGCAAAGGCGGAGUCGGCAAGAGCACCGUCGCCUCGCAGCUCGCCCGCUACAUCGCCCACGCCUCUCCGGAGGCCAAUGUGGGCCUCCUCGACGUGGACAUCUGCGGCCCCUCCAUUCCCAAGGCGAUGGGCGUCGAGGCGGAGGAGAUCUUCACCUCCGCCUCAGGCUGGUCGCCCAUCUUCGUGGAGGACAAUCUGGCGGUGAUGUCCUGCGGCUUUCUGCUCACCUCGCCCGACGAUGCGGUGAUCUGGCGUGGCCCGAAGAAGAACGGCAUCAUCAAGCAGUUCCUGCGGGACGUCGACUGGUCGACCGGGGCCGGAGCGGGGGACCAGGGUCUCGACUACCUCAUCAUCGACACGCCGCCGGGCACCUCCGAUGAGCACAUCAGCCUGGUCAGCUACCUGAAGCACGUCACUGGCCUGAGGGGCGCCAUUCUGGUCACCACACCGCAGGAGGUGGCCCAGGCGGACGUCCGCAAGCAGGUGGACUUCUGCGGGCGCGUCAAGCUGCCGAUCAUCGGCGUGGUCGAGAACAUGGCCGUCUUCACCUGUCCGAAGUGCCACCAGGACAGCUACAUCUUCAAGCGGUCCACUGCUGCUGCUGACAGUGGUAAACUACUCGGCGGUGAGAAGGUCAAACUUCUUGGUCGCAUUCCACUGGACCCGCUGAUCGGCAAGUCCGUCGACGAGGGCGUGUCGAUCUUUGAGUCAGUUGAAGCAGAAGGAGGUGAUAAAACCGCAAAUCAAACCUCCGCCAAGACGAUUGCCGCCUUCAAGGAGGUCUGGGAAAAUGUGCAAGCGGUCAUCGAGCCAAAGUGA
This is a messenger RNA of Rhagoletis zephyria (snowberry fruit fly), 1005 nucleotides long. The record is from RefSeq and is a predicted model, not a curated record. NCBI's taxonomy places the organism in Eukaryota, Metazoa, Arthropoda, Insecta, Diptera, Tephritidae.